UGCAAUCAGCGGCAAAAAAUGCAAAGCAACUGAAGUGAGCUUAAAUCUCAAAAACUUCAAAAUCAAAUCAAAUCAAGUUAAAAUAUGCAUUUUUUCUGAGUAAAAUAAUUUAUGAAAUCUGUUUAAUUUGAAUCUUUGUAAGAAUGGCAGAAACAGUGAAGAUAUAUUCCAUACCUGCACAUCAAGUUAAACCAGAUCCUUAUAUGGUUUAUUCAGAGAACUUGUCAAAAUCAAGAAUGCCUAUUAUAAUUGAUAAUGGCUCUUAUUUUUGUAAAGCUGGCUGGAUUAUUAAUGAAAAACCACCUCUUGUCUUUAGAAAUAUUGCUGCUAAACAUCGUGGUAAAAAAGAAAGUGAAACGCAAGUUGGAAAUGACAUAAAAAAUAUUGAAACUGUCAGAUGGUUGCUGAAGACACAGUUUGAUAAAAAUGUCGUUACACAGUUUGAUGUGCAAGAAACAAUUUUGGAUUAUAUAUUCAGUCAUCUGGGGAUUCAUACUAGUGGAUGUGUCAAUCAUCCUAUUGUAAUGUCAGAAGCUGUUUGCAAUCCUAACUAUUCAAGGCAAUUGAUGUCUGAAUUGUUAUUUGAAUGCUACAAUGUGCCUCAAGUUUCUUAUGGGGUGGAUUCAUUGUUCAGUUUCUAUAAUUACAAUGCAAAGUCGAAAGGUUUAUUUGGUUUAGUCAUAUCUUUGGGUUACAAUACUUGCCAUGUUUUGCCAGUUGUUCGUUCAAGGUUUGAUGUUCGUAAUGCAAAACGCAUCAAUAUUGGAUCCUUUAAUAUGGCUAAUUUUUUUCAACGAAUUCUUCAAUUGAAAUAUUCUGCACAUGCUUCAGCUAUCACUCUGAGUCGAGUAGAGAGUUUAAUCCAAGAACACAUGCAUUUCAGUCAGAAUUACAUGGAUGAUGUUCGGAUGUGGGAAAAUGAAACUUACAUUAAAAAUAAUACUCGUAUUGUUCAGCUACCAUAUGUUCCACUUCCAGGCUCGAAUUCAAAUAGUAAUAGUGGUAAAAUGGAGAAAUGCCAUGCUUUGCUAAAGAGAGUACAAGCAAUACGACUUAAGCAACGCGCAGAAAAGUUGGCUUUUGAUGAAGAACGUUUACAAGAAUAUCUUUCAGUACAAGACUUAAUUGAAGAUGGAGAUGAUGAAGCAAUAUUAGCUCUACAAGAACUUGGUUAUACUACUGCUGCAGAACUGCAAGCUGGAAUAAAAAAAUUAAAUUGCAAUAUUAGGAAACUUAAAAAUUUAAUAGCAAGUCAACAAGAUGAACCUCAGGAAUCACCUUUUGCUAAUUGGUGUGAAGAAUUAGUUCUGAAAAAUUUUACUGAUGCAGAAACAUGGCUAAAUGCUGUAAAACUAAAAAGAAAGGAAGUGUUUGAGGCUCGUCAAAAAUUGUCCUCAGAUAGACUCAAAAGCACCAAUUUAGGAGGAUUCAGCUUCACUACUGCUAAUGAUUUAUUUGGAGGCGUGUUUGCUGAUCCAGUAGAAAUGAAAUCCUUUCAAGAGCAUACAAUGGAACUUGAAGAAAAAAAGGAACAAAUUAAGGUUUUGGAUGAAAUACUAGCUGAAUAUGAACGAGAAUUUUCAAAAUCUGAAACAAAUUUUUCAUUCAACUUGGCUGAGUAUUAUCAACUACAUGUAGGUCUUGAAAGAAUAAGGGUUCCUGAAAUAUUGUUUCAGCCCACUAUGGUUGGUAUAGAGCAAGCUGGAUUAGCUGAAACAAUUGAAAUGGUUUUAGCUAGAUAUACUAUAAAUGACCAACAGAAACUUGCAGAGAAUGUAUUCAUUACUGGUGGUACUGCAAAGCUGCCAUUCAUAAAAGAUAGAAUUGAAACAGAAUUGCUUGCAAUGAGACCCUUCCAAUCCAAAUUCAAUGUUCAUUUAGCAGAUGAUCCACUGCUUGAUGCUUGGAGAGGAGCCAGAAAAUGGGCAUCAAACGAUGAUAAUCUUAAAAAGUUUUCAGUCACUCGUCAAGAGUAUGAAGAAAAAGGUGGUGAUUAUUUGAAAGAUCACAUAUGUUCUAAUCAUUAUGUUUCUCAACCAGCACCCGCUAAGAAGACAUUGGUGGCUGUAUCAGCAUCUCCAUCUACCUCGACAAAGCAGGAACAGAAAGUUACUUGAUUCUUUUGAAUUUCUAGUCUUUUGUAAAUAAUAUUAUUGUUUUUAAUAAAAACAUAUUUAUAAUAA
Argiope bruennichi is the source of this 2183-nucleotide messenger RNA. It is a transcript of the gene Arp5, whose product is annotated as actin-related protein 5-like. The transcript is spliced from 19 exons. Lineage: Eukaryota; Metazoa; Arthropoda; Arachnida; Araneae; Araneidae. Gene Ontology annotation, biological process: regulation of DNA-templated transcription. Gene Ontology annotation, cellular component: Ino80 complex; cytoplasm. The coding region runs from base 144 to 2117 and encodes 657 amino acids. The record is from RefSeq and is a predicted model, not a curated record.